Molecule: messenger RNA, 1567 nt
Organism: Hypanus sabinus (Atlantic stingray)
Lineage: Eukaryota; Metazoa; Chordata; Chondrichthyes; Myliobatiformes; Dasyatidae
Exons: 7
Coding region: 284-1036 (250 amino acids)
Source: RefSeq, a predicted model, not a curated record
AACCUAGCAACCGCUUGUGGCUUGCGGCUCGAAGAUUCCUGGGCGGCCGUCUCGUAUCUAGUUCGUGUUAUAACGUUUUAAGGCACGGAAACAGAUAUAUUGCAUUGGAUACCAUUGGAAUAGAAGGCUUCUUGUAAGUAAACAGCAACAGCCAGGUUUGCGGCAUCAUGGUGGCUCUGCUGCACAAGAAGAGAGGGAAACAGCUGGGAAAGACAUAGCAAUAGGGAUUCAUCUUAAAGGGAUACAACUGACAUUUCUGUAGCCACAGUGUUAAUUCUACAACAUGAGAAAUCAAGGAUGUGCUGAAAUCUUGAUUGGCUUUGGCAAGGGCUGCAGCACUGGCACCAUUCUCACUGAUCAAGGCAAAGAUAUCACUGUUCUCAGAAAUCAGCCUUACAGGACAAAUGUUGCAAAGAAGUUAGAGUGUAGGAUCCCUCUUGGUGCCAGACCAAUGCAUAAAAGUACACUGAUACUGGAAGGGCCAGAGGCUGCUAUAGAUUAUACAAGCUCUUAUAACCAAUGUUUCACUAAUCAGAAAAUACAACCUAUUAUCAAACAUACUGGUUACCCUGAUGAAAUAAAACAUCUGGGUAUGAAUAUAGGAAGAAAAGGACACUCAACUACUCACAAAGAAGCAUUCUGUUUGAAAGAAUUUAUGCCUCACAGCAUUCUAAAUAAAGAGUCAAUGGAAAAUCGGACCAAAGGUGCUCAGGGCCUAGCAAUGAAAGAAAUAACCAACCCAACAGGAUCAAGUCAAAAUUAUUCCACAUCUUAUUCUUCUGCACAUGAUAUCAGAUGCUUGGAUCCAUCAUCCUGUGCUAAUAUUUCUGAAUUUCAUCCAAAGAGGCGUACUCACAAUAUCAUUACUGGCGAAGAAUUAUCCAAUGUUCAUCUAACAAACUACAAGAGGAAGUCAGAAGAAUGGCUACAGCAAUAUUCAAGGAGACGUUGUGCACUCAGCCCAGGCAAGAAAAGUCUUUCAAGGUCAGCAGGGGACAGAAGCCAUUUGGUACCCAGAGACAAGAUGAGGAUGUAAUUGAAGGAUGCAAGACAUGCACACCAACUAAGGGACAAUUACUUUACUGGCUUUGAAGUAUCAUCAGUUGUUAUAUUGUAGUUUCUAUUGACUUUUAAAAUCUGUAUUGUGAAUGAUGAUUGCUUUUGCAAAUAAGAAAUCUGAACAUACACAAUUAUACCAAUUAAUCAAUAUCUAUUACUGCUAGUCAAUUCUGUAUAAAAAUGUAAUUUAUCUGUUCUGACUUCAGAACAGUGUGGUAGAGGGUGCAUAUUGUUCUUAUGCACAAGUAAAUAAAGCGAUUGAGGAACAAGUGUGAGUUUUAUGCAUCUAGUUAAUUAGCAAAUACUCUAGGUUUCAGAAAUAAAGAAUGAAUUCUGGAAAAAGCUCAAUAAGCUUAAUUGUUUUAAAGACUCCCAGACAAUAUUUCUUCCCAGCUGAUUGUAUUAUUAUCAGCUUUGAAAUCCAUUUCAGUUCAUGAAAUGGUGGAAAACAAUACUGCAUCUUGUUUUAAAUGUUAAUUCUCAUAUGCAUUAAAAUGGUGUUUCAACA